Messenger RNA from Lepus europaeus (European hare), 1269 nucleotides. It is a transcript of the gene POU4F1, whose product is annotated as POU class 4 homeobox 1. The record is from RefSeq and is a predicted model, not a curated record. NCBI's taxonomy places the organism in Eukaryota, Metazoa, Chordata, Mammalia, Lagomorpha, Leporidae. The coding region runs from base 1 to 1269 and encodes 422 amino acids. Gene Ontology annotation, biological process: regulation of transcription by RNA polymerase II. Gene Ontology annotation, molecular function: DNA-binding transcription factor activity, RNA polymerase II-specific; RNA polymerase II cis-regulatory region sequence-specific DNA binding. The transcript is spliced from 2 exons.
AUGAUGUCCAUGAACAGCAAGCAGCCUCACUUUGCCAUGCAUCCCACCCUCCCUGAGCACAAGUACCCGUCGCUGCACUCCAGCUCCGAGGCCAUCCGGCGGGCCUGCCUGCCCACGCCGCCGCUGCAGAGCAACCUCUUCGCCAGCCUGGACGAGACGCUUCUGGCGCGGGCCGAGGCGCUGGCGGCCGUGGACAUCGCCGUGUCCCAGGGCAAGAGCCACCCUUUCAAGCCGGACGCCACGUACCACACGAUGAACAGCGUGCCCUGCACGUCCACGUCCACCGUGCCGCUAGCGCACCACCACCACCACCACCACCACCACCAGGCGCUCGAGCCCGGCGACCUGCUGGACCACAUCUCCUCGCCGUCGCUCGCGCUCAUGGCCGGCGCUGGCGGCGCGGGCGCGGCGGGGGCCGGCGGCGGCGCCCACGACGGCCCGGGGGGCGGCGGCGGCCCGGGCGGCGGCGGCGGCCCCGGCGGCGGCGGCCCGGGGGGCGGUGGCGGCGGCGGCGGCGGCCCCGGGGGCGGCGGCGGCGGCCCGGGCGGCGGGCUGCUGGGCGGCUCGGCGCACCCUCACCCGCACAUGCACGGCCUGGGCCACCUGUCGCACCCGGCGGCGGCGGCCGCCAUGAACAUGCCGUCCGGGCUGCCGCACCCCGGCUUGGUGGCGGCCGCGGCGCACCACGGCGCGGCGGCAGCGGCGGCGGCGGCGGCGGCAGGGCAGGUGGCGGCCGCGUCGGCGGCGGCGGCCGUGGUGGGCGCGGCGGGCCUGGCGUCCAUCUGCGACUCGGACACGGACCCGCGCGAGCUCGAGGCGUUCGCCGAGCGCUUCAAGCAGCGGCGCAUCAAGCUGGGCGUGACGCAGGCCGACGUGGGCUCGGCGCUGGCCAACCUCAAGAUCCCGGGCGUGGGCUCGCUCAGCCAGAGCACCAUCUGCAGGUUCGAGUCGCUCACGCUCUCGCACAACAACAUGAUCGCGCUUAAGCCCAUCCUGCAGGCGUGGCUCGAGGAGGCCGAGGGCGCGCAGCGGGAGAAAAUGAACAAGCCCGAGCUCUUCAACGGCGGCGAGAAGAAGCGCAAGCGGACUUCUAUCGCCGCGCCCGAGAAGCGCUCCCUCGAGGCCUACUUCGCAGUUCAGCCCCGGCCCUCGUCGGAGAAGAUCGCCGCCAUCGCCGAGAAACUGGACCUCAAAAAGAACGUGGUGCGGGUGUGGUUUUGCAACCAGAGACAGAAGCAGAAGCGGAUGAAAUUCUCUGCCACUUACUGA